Messenger RNA from Cladophialophora immunda, 504 nucleotides. RefSeq lists its product as uncharacterized. The coding region runs from base 1 to 504 and encodes 167 amino acids. The record is from RefSeq and is a predicted model, not a curated record. The transcript is spliced from 2 exons. Lineage: Eukaryota; Fungi; Ascomycota; Eurotiomycetes; Chaetothyriales; Herpotrichiellaceae.
AUGGAGUGGGACGAGAACACGCAGGAUGAGCACGAGUACAUGGAGAAUCCGGACGAAGAGGAACAGAUGGGCGAGGAGGAUUACUAUGAAACCCCGCUGGAAGAGGAUGAGAUGUACAUGCACGACGGACAAGGUGGGUACGAGGACGACGAGCAAAUGCAUCAGUACCAUGGCGCUCAAGGGGCGGCAGAUGGAAGCCAGCAUAUGGGAGCGCAAGGUCAUUCAGCUUCUUCAGGUGGAGGGACAGGCUCGAAUGGAAUGAGCGCGAAUCAUUCUUCCAAAACACCGUGGCCUCGACCUGACUCCCAUAUCCAACAGUCGCAGUCACACCCUCAGCCCACAGGGGGAAAUCAGGCAUCAACAUCUCCUCAGUCGGACGCCCAGAUCGAGAAAACAGUCAAUAGUCAGCUGGUAAGCAGUCUUCAGAGGCAAGGGAAAAGCCAAGCGGAGAUUAAUAGCGUUGUCAAUUUUGCGAACAAUCCCCCGGGCGGUGCUGCUGGGUAG